ACAUCGUCGUCCGUAGAGUAGUUGUUGUUCGUGACUCGACUUCUCGAGACGCAUUCGUGUACACGAUGAAAAUAUUUGGGGAAAAUCGGACAAGGGAAUAAAAAAAUUUUCCGAGUAUAUCAAUAACAAUAACGGAUUUCGAUAAAGGCGAAACAAAAUUCAAAUUAAUUUAUAACCAUGUAAACUAAACUAAAAAAAAAGAAAAAAUAAACGAAGUACGGACGUUCAAUAUUUACGGAUAAAUAAAAUGUGCUAAACCAAUCUAAUACUGAAACAAAAAAAUACACACAUGUUUUUUUUUUUUUGUCAUGUUAACGAUAAUAUACUAUACGCAAGGAACACGAGAAGCAAAAGAGGAAAUUCGACGAAUUUCAAUUGGGCGAUUUUGAUGAGAAGAGCGACCGAAGAUGGUCGGCAAUUUUAAAGAUUGAUAAAAAUAAAUACAUAAAUAAAAGAGACGAAUCGUCGGACCUGAUGCAACGUUACCAAAACUGACCAGUCACACUACCUCAGAUAUACAUUAACCAUUUGUCGUAGACUGAUUAUUAAUUAUUGAUAUUUUGACGGUAAUUAGUUCGUUUCACUUAAACAAGUUAUCGCGAGCACGUUGAAACCCGAUGAGGAAUAAUGUAACAACGAAGUACGGUGGGAGCGUUACGUGUACAGAGUGCAACAACAACGAGAACCGAUAACUGUUUCAAUUUAACGAGAAAAACGUCGGUGUAACAAGCCCGAGUACACACGUACAUUAUAUCACGAUACAUUGUGCAUAGGACAAUGUACAAACUAUAUCCGCAACUCGACAGUUCCUUGAAAACGCUGAUUAUUUGAGACUUACGUGUUUUCGUUUCCUACGUACGAUAAAUAAUAUAUUAUAUAAAUAUUUAUAAAUAUAGAAUAUAUAUAUAUAUACAGAUACCAGACACACCCCCCCCCCCCCCCACACACACACACACACACACACGCCCACAUACACGUAAUACCUCGUUGGAUGAUAAACCGUGUAAAGGAAGAACAAGAAGGAAUAAGCGAAAAUAAAACCAGGGACCGGUGAAGUGCAACAAAUCGUAUUAUUAUUCUGUGUGAUACCCGAGGCUCGCACUUGGGCUACUCGAGUGGAUGGAGUGGAAAAGUGAGAAGGAGACAACACGUCGUCACGUCGCGUAGAAUGGCAUUAUCUUAUCUUCAGGAGGCACAGAUCAACGCAGGACUCCUGACCGGCCAGCAUCUCGACAUGAAACAGGACUCGGACAAGCAGCCCAUGUCUCCGCCGUUAAACAACAACAACACAAACAACAACAACAACAACACGACAUCCUCGAUGUUCCCGGGGAUGGGAGCGGCGGCGGCGGCGGCCAGUCUUUCCAUGCUCACGCCGCAGCAGCUUUUGGCCGCGAGUCAAACCGCGGCUCUCAUGGCCGCCGGCAUUCCGGUUUCGCUGCACGCGACCCUGGCCGCGAGUCCCUCGCUCUACCGACACCACCAGACGCUUUUCGGUGGCUGGGCACCUCCCGCGGCUUCCUCGCCUCCCUCGCCCCUCCACCACCCCCAGGGGCCCGUUUCGCCGGCCCUAAGCGCCAAGUCCGCGGCCCGCCGGACGGCCAACAACAACAACAACAACGUCGUCAGCAGCAGCGCGGACCGCGUAACGAAGAAAGGCCAGCCGGCGAAGAGGCGGGCCGCCAGAAGCAAGCCGGAGGCGGCCGCUCUUUCCGUCGACGGCUCGGCGCCUCUCAGUCCUCCGACGUCGAUAAGUCCCGAGGCCAGCAAGGACACCAGGGACAAGGUCUUCACCUGCGGCGUAUGCUCGAGGUCCUUCGGCUACAAGCACGUCCUGCAGAACCACGAGCGAACUCACACGGGGGAGAAACCAUUCGAGUGUCUCGAGUGCCAUAAGAGAUUCACGAGGGACCACCACCUCAAGACCCACAUGCGUCUGCACACGGGUGAAAAACCGUACCACUGCAGCCACUGCGACCGUCAAUUCGUUCAGGUCGCGAACCUGCGUCGGCACCUCCGAGUGCACACGGGAGAGCGUCCGUACGCCUGCGAGCUCUGCGCCUCCAAGUUCAGCGACUCGAAUCAGCUGAAGGCCCAUCUCCUUGUUCACAAGGGUGAGAAGCCGUUCCUCUGCGAGCACUGCCAGAUGAGAUUCAGACGGAGGCAUCACCUCAUGCACCACAAGUGCGUUAGCGGCGUUGUAAGGUCCCAGCCUCCGUCGCUCGCCAGCGACGACCUCGACGAGGAGAUCGACAUCGACAUAGACGUUGAGAUCGAGGAACCGGAAGCUACGCCGCAGCGGAAAUCGGCCGCGACUCCGGCCCGCCGGCCGGCCCUCCACCACCAACAACUACCGACCCCGGUGGUGGACACGUCGGUUCCGAUGCCGUUGAACCUCUCGGGGGUACAGAUCGGGAUACCGGAGCAGACGGAGCCGGAGGAUCUCUCGAUGUCGACGGGCCUCCACCGGCCCCAUUCCCACUCUCACAGCAGCGGCGACUCGCCCCUGAGUCGGAGCCCCAGCAGCGACACUCCCCACGACGACGACGAGGAGGAACUAGACGUCUCCGAGGCGAGUCCCAGCACCCUGUUCCUUCGUCAGAACCGGCAGUUCAGAGAUCACCAUCACCUCCCCGGUUCUAUGGCUAGUUCCGGUGCCGGCGUCGGAAAAGGUUCCUAGUGCCGAUCCAAUUACUAAACGACCAAACGGGGGUACGUAGUUUCACCUACGUCGCUACGCGAUUCGCUUAUUAUACCGUUACGGGGUCAUUCGAAUAUCACACGUCGAGCUCUAAGGCGGUGACGCUUCGCGUUCAUUUUUUGUUUAUUUAUUUAUUUUUCUUUCUUUUUAUCCAUAUUUAUUUGUUUUUUGAUCGUACAGUCAAAUUGUCCGUCAUAUUAUUAACAGAUUUUGAAUCGUAUUAUAUAAGGAGGUGCGAGAACGAAGUAGAUCACGUCGCUUCGAGAGGGGAAGUAAAAUAACUUCGGGACGAUGUGUGAUGCGGGGGAGGGGGGCUUAAAUGGCGGACAACAGCGUCACGUAAUGUUUGGAUGGCCCCUGUAGAACAAUUGUGUCAAAAUUCGCCGCUGCGAUCUACGAACGCUGUGCACUUUCUUUUACACUUUCAACGAUUAAAGUUGUACACUUUAUAACAUUAAAAGUAAAAAAAAUUCCCCUCGGUUAUGUUUUGUUUAAAUCAUUUCAUUGUUUCACUUGUAAUAUGCGUAUCAUAUUAACGAGUUUACCGCGUUGAUUGAAUUUCCAUUUCUUUUCUAUCUCUCUUUCUUUCUCACUCUCUCUCUCUCUCUAACUCUAUUUACUUUCAUUUUCUUAUCCUUUGAUGCGUUUUUUUGUUUUUCCUUGCCGUCGAUCCUAAGUCUACGACUUAAUACCAUAAACUACAAUGCGCAAUACCUGAAAUAUUAUGUAUCGAAUACAAAUAGCCACACACUCCUUACACCGGUUCACAGUCACUAUAAUAAUAAUAAUAAUAACUGUUAAGAGGCUUCAUAUUAUAUCUAUUUUUAUUAUCACCCCAUUAUUAUUAUUAUUAUUAUUAUUAUUAUUAUUAUUAUUAUUAUUAUUAUUAUUAUUAUUAUUAUUAUUAUUAUUAUUAUUAUUAUUAUCAUCAUCGUCAUAAUUAUUAUUAUUAUUAUUACUAUCAACAACAUUAUUACCGAUACUAUACCGGUACCACCAUCUCGCGAGUAACUGACAAAAACUAUACAAGUGUAACGCUAUACAUAUUCUAUAUGUUAGCCGAUUUAAUAAUGUGUAUGAAUUAUAUACGUAAUUUCGUAUAACUGAACUACCAAUCCCUAAUUCAGGGACAGACGUUCCGUAUAUAUUAGAAUAUUACGAGUAUAUAUAUAUGUACACAUUAUACAUACGUAGAGGCGCGUAACUCGCGUGCAAAGUAUGUGACUUUAUUCUGAACGGUUAUAUAUUAUUGGAGUACGUGUAGUUAGUUGGCCAGAGCCUGAUGUACAUAGGUAUGUAUAUACGAGACGCGUGUAUAUUUAUAUAUAUAUAAAUAUAUAUAAAUAUAUAUAUAUAUAUACAUAUGUACACAUACACACACACACACCCACCCACGUAGUUGUUGUAUAGUUAGUUGGCUGAGUGUUUGAUCUCGUUUCGGUGUUAAAUAUGUGCGUGUCUGCUUGUGUGCGUGGGAAGAGAGAAAUGAGCGAAUUCGGAGAGAGAGGAAGAGAGAUAGAGAGAGAGAGUGUGAGUGAGAGAGAUAGUGAUAGCGCGGAAAACGGUUGGAGAAUGUCUAGCGGGAUAGUAUAAUAAUGAGGGAAGUGGAAUGACGAUAGGUAUGGGAAAAAAUAUUUAGAAGGGGGAGACCGAGAUGAAUAAGUAUAUAGGAAAGAAGGAAUGAAUGUUCUGGUAUACAAGUUCCUCUGACAGUAAAAGUAGCGAGGGACGAAGGACGGCUGAUCGACGUUCCUCCGUUCUUAUCGAACAAGAAACAAAACAAAGAAAUGAUUCAAAAUUAACUUGAACAAAAAAUCCAAAAAAAUCCAAAAAAAAAAAAUUAAAUCAAAAAUUUCGACAAAACGAAAAAAAAAACAAAAAAAAACGACAAAACAAUCGAAACGAUCCUCGUCGGCGUUUUAGCGAUUUAUGAUAUUAUAAUAUAUAUAUGUAUAUAUAUAUACAUAUGGUAGUUGCCACAAUUUGGGAUUUGUAUUGACUGAUAAGAAUUUUUUUUGUCUGUGUCGUCCGACUGUCGCUGCUUUGUGUUACACUAUAUCAUUACUACUAUUGUCAUUAUUAUUAUUAUUAUAUUAUAUAUAAAUGUAUACUAUUAAUAUCUUUAUUUAUAAUUAUUUUAUUUUAUAUUAUUAUUAUUAUUAUUAUUUGCCUGGCUAGCGUGCCGUGUUGUUAUAUGUACGAUUCCUAACAUUGUAUGUGUAUAAAAGAAUAACGUGAAUAGAAAAACCAAGAACCUGUUGAAAUACAUGUACAUAUAUUUGAAAUCGACCAUUAUUAUUUUAUUUUUUUACUACACAUCGCACUGUUCGUCAUGUACAUAUAUGCAUACGUGUAUAAUAUUUUAUUCGAUGUAAGAAAAUUCAGUCCGAGAUCAGAUUUUGACACGUGAUUUUCGAUCGUUCGUUUCUCUCGGUUCUACGUGGCGAAAUGGAAACUCAUUCGUAUUUUGAUUCUCGUUCAUCUACGCGUCGAUUCCGCACCGUUUUGCAUAUAUAAAUAUAUACAAUGCGAAAAUCUCGUCGAAUUAUCGAAUCCCCGGGAGUUUGAAAAUGCAAACGAACGUUCGUUCGGUUUCGACUGCGAGGCUAUAUCCCACCGACCAUACGGAUCAUUUCGAUUCAAGGUCAAACGCGGGUCAUUGUGUUGCGCAAACAGGUAGAUUUCUAACGUUUCUUACACCGUACGCGUCUCGCCCCCACCGGUUUUAGAACUACCGACUCGACCGUCGGUUGCACUCCGGUGAUUUAUGCAUACCGAGGCACCCGGGACAUGCAAAUUUCCGUCAAAGCCAAACUGCCAGCUACGAGGUCACGCCGUGCCGCUCUCAUUUUUCCCGUCGUUCCUGUUGAUCCUCGGCAGAUCCUUCGCCCGGGCGCCGCACAAAGGACGUUUCGGUUAGUGCGAGUAUCGCGUUUGAAACGCUCAGGAGCUACCCGUUUGCCCACCUCAGCCAUAAUGUUCUUUCAUUUUCGAGCUCCCGCGUAUCGCGAUGCGCCGCAGGUAGAAAAAGCAUACUUUCCCGCGAAACGCCGAAUCCGGGGAUUCAAAUUCGCACUCCGCAACAUUGAGAGGGAAAAAAUCUCCCCCGCCUCGAUGCACCUUUUCAACCUCCCUCGAGGACCUUCGCGUUAUAUACCCCUGAAACGAAACACAAUAACGCGUGUGUCUCGCUCGCGCCUGCGCCCAAAAACUCGUACCUAUUUCGACUCGGUUCAUCGGUCGCGAUCAAGAUCCUCAUCCCUUUACGCCAGGAUAAUCCUUACUCGAGUCGCAGCGAUUGUAAAAAAAUUUCCUCUCCUUUCUUUCCUCUUUUUCAUCUCUUUCCGCUCCGCACACUCGAUUCGCAGGUCUCCGGUAGACGGAGAAACGAAGGCACUCGCCGCACCUCGGCUGAUCUCAUUUUCCGCAAACCGUUUCUGUAUUCCGAAACUUUCACUCCAUGCAUGCUGCGCCGGAAAACCUCGCAGCAUCUCCGCAGGACGCCAAGAUUUCACUCAUUUUUCACGACUCUGACGUCGGCGGAGAAACGGAAAGCUGCCGCCUCUCGUCUCGGGUCUUUCGUAUUCCCCGUUUUCUCAGCUUCGGUUCUCGUCCAGCCUCGACGGCUCUCGCACAUGUUGCGGUGUUUGAAAAAAAUUUCUAUUUCCCUCCGACCGGGCGACUCGACUUUCCGAAUGAAAUGAGAGAUCGGCAAACGCGUUUCGAAGCUUUUGGGAACCGAUACAUUUUUCAAUCGAAUAAAUCGUCAAAACGUGAACCGUGUCAAAAUUUCGUUUACUUUUUCUUUCCGUAUCGCACACAACGCACGUACAGAUACGUCGCACAGGCACACGCAAGUUAGCCGGUAAUUAAUUUGCCAGCGAGGCGAGAUGGGUCGACAGCAGUAUCAGGCCUGCACGGAAAAAAACUUUAACGUAUAUAGAUUAUUCAUCUGUUGUUCGAUGAAUAUAUGGACAGGAUUUUUUUCGACUAAAAUCUCCGUUAAUUGUGGUACGUCUACCUAAAGAUAUUGAAACUCUUACUAUCGGUUUUCUAACUCUUGUUUUCUCGGAUUUGUAGAUCUUGACGCGUUUGCUUCAACUCGAAAAAAGCUACAAAGAAAUUGCUGUCCACGUAUUCGUCACAGAUGUAAAAUCUACCAUAUUUUUUGUUCCGUGUGACCAUGGGGAUCAGAAGCAUCGCGACCCCGUGCGAUCGUAAUAUUUCUAGGGUUGUAGCCCGGCACCCUGCGGGUAUUAAUUCGAACUGCGGACCCUUCACGGUCGUAUGAAAUGAAUUUAUCACGUGAUAGGCCUAUGCAGGGUAUACCUUGCAUUAUGUAACCAGACGUUGCGUAUAAUAUGCAUAACAAUUAUUUCGAGUAACAGGAGUAUAAUAGCGACGGCGGCAUCGCUUUUUCGGCACAUGUAACAACUAACGAAUUACUUGUUAGUCCAAAGUUUUCUCAGGAAUUGGGUGAAACCGGUUUUUCGUCAUCUGUUUGUUUCUUUCUUUGUAUUUGUUUUCUUGUUCGUUUCGUCGGUGUUUCUUUUUAGUUUCUCUUUUUUUCUUCGUUUUUUUUUUUUUUUUUUUUUUAUUUUUUAUUUUUCUCGUUACGUACCGAAAACGAAACGGUUACACAUGGUGAUUGUGUGUUUGGAUUCGAUUUUGUGUGGUACUUGUGGUGUAGGUUGAAUUGCAAAUUACAGUGAUAAGUUUCCCAUGUUAUACUAUAGCUAUAUAACAUAAGUAUAAUGGUAUAAUAGCGUAUGCGCGCAGAAUAGAGUAUCGACUAAACUGGUAGGGGAAAUAGCAAGAGGCCAAGAAAUUGAUAGAGAAAAAAGGGGGAAACAAUGCCAAACAAUAGUAUUACCAAAAAUCGCAUUGUUAUACGUAGGUAAAAUAAUAAUAAUAUGUUAGUUGAACGACUAGUCUAGACUCUAUUCUAUACGUCGAAUGUUAUAUUUAUUUCUCACCUUAUUAUUAAUAUUAUUAUUAUUAUUAUUAUCAUCAUCAUCGUCAUUAUUACAUAUAAGUCAUUAUGCAGGUAUACACGUAAUUAUUGAAGCUGCGUUGUGAAAAAGACUUGAAUGUUUUACGGACUCGGUUUUAUAUUCGCACGGUAUAACGUAAGGACUGAUUUUAAAAUUUGCCUCAACGAGAGAUACACUUAUGACUAUAUUAUAACUGACUACCUAUACACUCGUUACAUUACAUUACAUUAUGUAUGCGCGUAAGAAGCUUGAGAAGAAGAAGAAGAAGAAGAAGAAGAAACAAGCAAAGAAUCGCAAAUUUCCUAUAACGCAAAGUUGAUUUCCUCGAGUCACGCGAUAACUGAUGUACGUAUAACUACAUACUGAAACUAUAAUAUUAUACCUAUAACGUAACUGAUAAACAAUGAUUCCUAUUUUUUAAUACGCAGUUAAUAUUAUCACAACUUGUCGUACCGUAUCGUCGGAUUCGUUAUUCGUACAGUUUUCACGGACGGGUUACAAGACAUUAAACCGCAUGUAUCAUAUUAUUGUAUAAUCAAGUUCAAAGUUGAAAUGAAAAAAGAAAACGAGAAGGAUGAAUAGCCAAAUGAUGUUAAUAUUAUUAAUUUUAUUAUUAUUAUUAUUACUACUACUACUACUACUACUAUUAUUAUCGGUAUUGUUUUUAUUGCUGUUGGCUUCUGAUCUUAAAUACCAUGUGUAUAUAUAUAAUACAUAUAUAUAUAUAUAUAUGUAUUUGUGUCAAAUAGCUGGUAGGUCGAUAAUUAUAAGUAGAUUAUUAUUAUUAUUAUCAUUAUAAUUACCAUGCUGGGAUAAAAAAACUGCAUCGCUGAAAUUUCAAAAUUUUUGUCAUAAUCUGUCAUUUAGAAAUCAUACGAACCGCCGUAUGUUUUGAUUAGGUGCAACGAAAGAAAUACAAAAAAAAAAAAAAAAAAAACGAAGAAACAAACGACAGCGAUGAAAUUCUUGAUGGUUAAAUUAGAUUCUUGUAUAGGUCUGAUUAAAUUUAGAUUAAAUCAUGCAUUCGGGAACUAGGUCCCGCAACGAUCUCGGUGACGCAUAUACUUCAUUGCAUAAUCUACGUAUGGUAUAUAUAAAGUGGUAUAUAACUAGGCGUUAGGGUAGUCUUAGCAAUUUUGUACAGAUAUCUCGAGAUAUAUCCUGUACAGAGUAUUAUAUCUAUAUGUACGUACAGUAAUGUCAAUUAAUAGGUUCCCAGUGGCUCAGUUUUUUUUUUUUUUCUUUUUUUUUUAAUACAUCUAGAAAAAAACUGAAACGAGUUUCUUUACCAAGUAAAUUUCAUGUGCCAAUGACUCGCGACCCAAAUGACAGGACAGAGAAACGAUGCGUUUGAUCAUAGAAGCGUAAAAUUUUCAUUGAAAAUAAGCUUGUUUCAGUUUUGAUUCCACAAAAAUAGCGAGCCAGUGAAAACCCAUUGCUGUACAUUAUUGUACAUAAUCGUUCGUAUGUAUAAAUAUUAUAAAUGAUUAAUCGCCCGAAUUUGAACACGUACGAAACGCUGACCAUUUUACACGCAAAACCGAUAAGUUAAACGCGUUGUGUGUACAAUGCAUACGAUGUCGAAGCCUCAUUAGUCAUCGAACGAUAUGUUAACUAUUGAUUUCAAUAACGCAAUCCUCAGUUCCUAAAUCGAAGGUGAAGAAUUGAUAGUUUUCUCAGCUGGACUUGGCAAUUUUUUCAUUUAUCGCCAGUAAAACUAAAAGGGCAACGAUCAGUCGACGCUACAGUUGUUGAAUAUCGAUUCAUACUCUAAUUGUCAUUUGAUAUUUUGAACUGUCAUUUUUUCGCAUCGGAAUUUAGUAGAGUCAGUCAUUAUUUCUCGGUCGUCUUCCCAAUAAUUGAAGAAACAAUAACUAAAUGCAAAUGAAUAAUUAACGCUUCUCGAAUCUGUUCAAAUUCUCGCAAGCAACGAGACACGGUACAAAAUCAGACCUUAUGAUAAAUAACAAACUAAAUUAACAAUAAUAUGUUUCUAUAAAAUAAUAAUGAAUAAUAAUAUCUGCAACCUACUACUACUACUACUACUACUACUACUACUACUACUACUAAUACUACAAAUCCUAUGAUACAUAUACAUAUACUUUAUAGCAAAAGUUACCACCGGUCAAAAUAUUUCCUCUCACCGUUGUUGAAAAGAGAAGUGAAAAACAAACGUCAUGAUCGAGUUUUAAAAGGUUGCAACAGAGAAAUCAAAAUCACAGGCAUUGAGAGUGAUUUAUUGGACUCGCGUGGUUACUGACGGUGUAUACUACUAAUGAACAUGACGCUACCUCACAUGAAAAAAAAAAACACACCUAAGAUAUCUCAACCACAAGAC
This is a messenger RNA of Neodiprion fabricii, 10033 nucleotides long. It is a transcript of the gene Kr, whose product is annotated as protein krueppel-like. NCBI's taxonomy places the organism in Eukaryota, Metazoa, Arthropoda, Insecta, Hymenoptera, Diprionidae. The record is from RefSeq and is a predicted model, not a curated record. The transcript has 3 exons. Bases 1169 to 2680 code for a protein of 503 amino acids. Gene Ontology annotation, cellular component: nucleus.